Girardinichthys multiradiatus is the source of this 2476-nucleotide messenger RNA. It is a transcript of the gene puf60a, whose product is annotated as poly-U binding splicing factor a. The record is from RefSeq and is a predicted model, not a curated record. The coding region runs from base 273 to 1862 and encodes 529 amino acids. Gene Ontology annotation, cellular component: precatalytic spliceosome; catalytic step 2 spliceosome. Gene Ontology annotation, molecular function: RNA binding. Lineage: Eukaryota; Metazoa; Chordata; Actinopteri; Cyprinodontiformes; Goodeidae. The transcript is spliced from 11 exons. Gene Ontology annotation, biological process: regulation of alternative mRNA splicing, via spliceosome; mRNA splice site recognition; alternative mRNA splicing, via spliceosome.
ACUAACGGAGUGACCUUUGGACCCACACAGCUUCACAUGGACUCAUCAUGUGACCCACCUGACUCAUCGGGGCUUUUAUUCUGAAAUGCCAUUUUUAGAAGAAGUGACGUCAGGUGAAGCUGCGCUGUGUUCCGGUCUGUGUACAGAUGCUAGUGUCUAAAAAGCAUUCUGCAAGUUUUAGGUUCGGUUCGGUCAGAGAUCACCUCAGAUAUCCGGAGAAGGAGCUUUAAGAGUCGCAGAAUCGGACAGCAGCGGAGCCGGAAGGAAGCUGCAUGGCUGCGGUGGUUUCUGCGGGAGGCCCGCCUCUUAUCAUGGAGAACGGACAGCCCACAUCCACCACCCCCACCACUACAACCACCACCACUAAGCUGGGCCUACCGCCACUCACCCCCAACCAGCAGGAGGCGCUGCAGAAGGCCAAGAAAUAUGCAAUGGAGCAGAGCAUCAGGAGCGUGUUGGUCAAACAGACUCUGGUGCAGCAGCAGCAGUUCACCAGCCUGCAGAUGGCUCCUCUGACCAUGGGUUUAGGAGACGCUCUGUCUCCUCUGCAGUCGGUGGCAGCUCAGCGGCAGAGAGCUUUGGCCAUCAUGUGUCGAGUUUACGUUGGCUCCAUCUACUACGAGCUGGGUGAGGAUACCAUCAGACAGGCUUUCAUUCCCUUUGGACCAAUCAAAAGCAUCGACAUGUCCUGGGACUCCGUCACUAUGAAGCACAAGGGUUUUGCCUUCGUGGAGUAUGAAGUACCUGAAGCAGCUCAGCUGGCUCUGGAACAGAUGAACUCUGUGGUCCUCGGUGGGAGGAACAUCAAGGUUGGGAGGCCGAGUAACAUUGGCCAGGCUCAGCCAAUCAUUGACCAGUUGGCAGAGGAAGCGCGUGCCUUCAACAGAAUCUAUGUGGCCUCGGUGCACCCAGACCUUUCUGACGAGGACAUCAAAAGCGUCUUUGAGGCCUUUGGGAGAAUCAAGUCAUGCAUGUUGGCCCGCGAGCCAACCACCGGUCGGCACAAAGGCUACGGCUUUAUCGAGUAUGACAAGGCGCAGUCGUCCCAGGACGCUGUGGCUUCCAUGAACCUGUUUGACCUGGGGGGUCAGUACUUGCGGGUAGGAAAAGCUGUGACUCCACCCAUGCCUCUCCUCACGCCGACAACCCCUGGAGGACUCCCUGCAGCUGCUGCUGUGGCUGCGGCUGCCGCCAGUGCAAAGAUCACAGCUCAGGAUCCGGUUGGAGCAUCGCUGCUCGGGCCUUUGGCAGGACCAGCGCUUCUUUCUCAGCAGCUCGGACUUCCUCACGCUGUCAUGGCUGCCCAGGCGCCAGGGGUCAUCACAGGUGUGACCCCAGCCCGGCCUGGCCUGCCUCACGUGGGGCUGGUUAACCCGGUGCUGACCACGCCCCCGUCGGUAAUGGCUUCGCUGGGCUCAGAGCUGAAGAAGAAGGAGGAAGAGCACCAGCAGGAGGCGCAGCAGGACGGAGCCUCAGAGCCACUAAGUGAGCAAGAGCAUAUGAGCAUUAGCGGCAGCAGCGCGCGUCACAUGGUGAUGAGGAAGCUGCUCCGGAAGCAGGAGUCCACCGUCAUGGUCCUCAGGAACAUGGUCGGCCCAGACGAUAUCGACGAUGACCUGGAGGGAGAGGUGACGGAGGAAUGCGGGAAGUUCGGCCAGGUGAAGCGGGUCAUCAUCUACCAGGAGCGUCAGGGAGAGGAGGACGAUGCCGACGUCAUCGUCAAGAUAUUCGUGGAGUUCUCGGAAGCGGCCGAGAUGAACCGGGCCAUCCAGGCCCUCAACAACCGCUGGUUUGGGGGACGGAAGGUGGUGGCUGAGGUCUACGACCAGGAACGCUUCGACACCAGCGACCUGUCAGCAUAGAACCUGGAGAAAACCUUUGGAACGUAGAACUCACUGACCUCUUUCCAACCCGUCUGGUUCCUAAGGUGUCCGUUGCCAUAGAAAUGCUUCUUCUUCAGGUUGUUUCUGAUCAGGACUUGCGGACGGGACCGAACUGUUGUUUCUCCUGUUUUUAUUGAAGAUCCGAACUGAAUGUUCCCAUCAGGCUCCUUAUUUUUCUCCUGCAGGUACAGGUUCCUUCACCCAGAGCUUCUCUGAAACCUUCUGAGCUUUAAUGCCGGCAGGUCUCAGGACAGACCUGGAUCUGGACCUUUUUCUGGCAGGCAAUCUGGUUCCGGUUGUUGUCCAGAAAAGAACAGGGAGGAAGUAGCUUAGGUCCAAAUGGGACCUCUGCAGGUUGGUUUGGAGCCGAAACAUCUUGGAGUUCUGCUUCUGUUUUUAUGAACGCAGCGUUCCGGUUUGUUCUGUUUACUGAACGCAGCGUUUUCCAGGUGUCAGUCAGCAGCACCUACAUGGAUUCUCAGAACUGAACGAACAGAACUGUGUGACAGGGAACCAAGCUGUGUUCUGCUGCUCUUCAGGGUGUUGCAGGUCAAACAUUAAACAUGUGAAUAAAGAUUUUACAGCUGUUUAAA